UUCAAACCUUGUUCAAUUAAAACUUAAAAAAAUCUGAAAUUUUAUUCCUUCAAAUAUAAAAUGAAUCUUUUCCUAGUCUCCUUCAUCAUCGCGGUAACUAUUUCGGGAACGGUCGGGAAAAUCGACGUGAACAAAGAGCUCGCCACAUAUUCCUCCUGCAACGGUAAACCCGUCGUUUUCUCGGCGGACACGGUCACACAAGGACUCUUUGUCGCCCCCCAGUGCUGGGCGAUUGAAGAUGAAUUUUGCGCCCAACUCUGCGUGUUUAAACUGCUUGACGGUGCCGUCAAGGGGGGCAAGCUAAGCAAGGCGUGGUUCAAGACGGAGGGCAAGAAAACCACCAUGGGAGAUGGGGACGCCAAGGAGAAAAUACUUAAAGGAUUGGAUAAGUGUAUGCCCGAGGAUUUGGACGUGACCGAGAAGGACGGCAAGUGUGGAUUAUACCAAGCUUUUAAUGAGUGCAUGCAGAAAAAUUACAAAGAAGUUUGUAAGUAAAAGAAGGAAUAAUGUGGGUGAAUAAAGAAAUAUGAACAUUUCUGGAAG
Folsomia candida is the source of this 543-nucleotide messenger RNA. RefSeq lists its product as uncharacterized. The transcript is spliced from 4 exons. NCBI's taxonomy places the organism in Eukaryota, Metazoa, Arthropoda, Collembola, Entomobryomorpha, Isotomidae. The record is from RefSeq and is a predicted model, not a curated record. Bases 61 to 495 code for a protein of 144 amino acids.